UGAACACUGUGAUUAACAUCAAAUUGAAUGACGCAUCAAGAACAAGGAGGAUGCUAAGACUUCAUCUCACUUUAAUGCUUGCCAGUGUUCUUACAGCUUCCAUGCCAGUUGGCCGAGAGAUCAGGCUAGUGAAUGGUCCAAGUAACUGUUGUGGUCGAGUGGAGAUCCAGCACAGAGCCCUGUGGGGAACAGUGUGUGAUGAUGACUGGGACUUAAAGGAUGCAGAGGUGGUGUGUAGACAGCUUGAAUGUGAUAAAGCCGUCAGCACUCCUCAUAAUUACUAUUUUGGUCAUGGAAGUGAACCAACCUGGUUGGAUGAUGUUCAGUGUAAUGGAACUGAGAGAUACAUAGAUCACUGCUCACACAGUGGAUUUGGAGAAAAGACCUGCAAAAAUCAUGAACAUGCUGGAGUUGUCUGCUCAAAUAUGCAGAGUCCAACACUGACUCGGAUCUCCCCAAACUCUGUGGUCUCACCUGGAGAAGUUCUUCAGUUCACAUGUACCACACCCAGUCCAACAUGCAUCUCUGUAGACUUCAGUUUGUAUAAAACUGGGACAUUAAUAAAGAAACAAACUGCAGAGAAUACAACAACAUUUACUCUGACUGUAGAUGAAUCACAUCAGGGUCAGUACACCUGUGACUACUCCUACAGGGAAAGUAACUCCACAUCAUCCAGGAGCAACUACAUUAACAUCACUGUGGUCCGAGAGAUCAGGCUGGUGAAUGGUCCGAGUAACUGUUGUGGUCGAGUGGAGAUCCAGCACAGAGCCCAGUGGGGAACAGUGUGUGAUGAUGACUGGGACUUAAAGGAUGCAGAGGUGGUGUGUAGACAGCUUGGAUGUGGUAAAGCCAUCAGAGCUCCUCAUAAUGCCCACUUUGGUCAGGGAAAUGAACCAACCUGGCUGGAUGAUGUUCAGUGUAAAGGAACUGAGAGCUACAUAGAUCAGUGUUUACACAGGGGAUUUGGAGUAGAGAACUGUGGACAUGAUGCAGAUGCAGGUGUCGUGUGUUCAGACAUGCAGAGUCCCACACUGACUCGGAUCUCCCCAAACUCUGUGGUCUCACCUGGAGAAGUUCUUCAGUUCACAUGUACCACACCCAGUCCAACAUGCAUCUCUGUAGGCUUCAGUUUGUAUAAAACUGGGACAUUAAUAAAGAAACAAACUGCAGAGACUACAACAACAUUUACUCUGACUGUAGAUGAAUCACAUCAGGGUCAGUACACCUGUGACUACUCCUACAGGGAAAGUGACUCCACAUCAUCCAGGAGCAACUCUAUUACCAUCACUGUGGUGAACUUGCAACAGCCCAAGAUCUCCUUCAGUGCUGCUGAUGGAUGGUCCCACUAUGGGCCUGAAGGACCAGAAAUGAUCAGGGGCUAUGGCUUCUCCAUCAUCUGCUCCACUGAACCCCAGUAUCCAGGAGGUUCUUUCCACUUGGGGUUCAGUGGAUCCAACAUCACCAGAACUCAGUCAGCUGUUAACCACUCAGCCAUCUUCCUUUUUCCUGAAGCAGAUUUUAAUCAUCAGGGAAACUACAGCUGUACUUAUGAAGUUAGCGUGUCUUCACGUACCUUUACCUCCACUACCAACGAACACGUUCUCAUCUCUAUGAAAGUACCUCUAGCUCCAUUCAUUGGUUUUGGAGUGACAGCAGGACUGCUUCUCACGUUCCUGCCAAUCAUCAUUUGGGUUGUGAUGACAUGGAAAAGACGAAAAUGUCAGAUUGAUAAGAAGGAUACCCAGUAUGCCGAAAAAACAAGUGAGCAUCCACAAGUAGAGAACAAGUCAGACGUCCAACCUUAUUAUGAAUUUGCAGAAGUCAUUGUCCAACAGAAGAAAAGUGGACUGAGGGUGAAGUAAUUAAUGCAAACUAAAAUAAAAUGAUGCAGAAAAACUAAACUAUUAUCCUGAAUGAAUGAAUGAAUGAAUGAAUGAAUGAAUGA
Messenger RNA from Hemibagrus wyckioides, 1945 nucleotides. RefSeq names its product deleted in malignant brain tumors 1 protein-like. The coding region runs from base 51 to 1862 and encodes 603 amino acids. The record is from RefSeq and is a predicted model, not a curated record. Lineage: Eukaryota; Metazoa; Chordata; Actinopteri; Siluriformes; Bagridae. The transcript is spliced from 9 exons. Gene Ontology annotation, cellular component: membrane.